GGCGACAGUGCUGCAUUCUAGCUGGUUGCCACGUGGCACAAAUAUAGCUGACAGACAAGACAAGCAUCGAGAGGAGGAGGCGGCGAAUACCCACCCUUUCCGGCUGGUUGUCAUCCGCUGUUUUUUCUUUUCCCCCCCCCUCCCUCCUCCUUCCCCCCCCCUUCUUGCUUCAUUUGCGGCGUGCCACGUGUCUACGUCGGAGCAAUGAAGGAUCCUGGAGAGCUCUCCGAAUCGAAAAAGUACUCAAAAUGGAAAUCUUUGGCUCCUGUCCUCUACGACUGGUUCGGCAAUCACGCUCUGGUGUGGCCAUCGCUAACCUGCAGAUGGGGUCCAGUGCUGGAUUCAACUCCUCGCCAUACGAAGCAGAGAGUAUAUUUGUCAGAGCAGACGGAUGGAACCUGGCCAAACACAAUAGUUGUCGCGAAUGCUGAAGUCCUGAAGCGCCGUGUCGCAGUGAAGGACGAUAUGUUUCAGUUCAGAGACGACAACAAGCCCCCAUUCAUUAAGAAAUGCAAGACGAUUAUUCACCCAGGAGAGGUCAAUAGGUUACGGGAGCUUCCUCAAGCCAGCAACAUUGUUGCCACUCACACAGACAAACCACAGGUCUUUGUUUGGAAUCUAGAUACGCAGCUUGCACGACAGACUGUUCCGGGGGCAGUCCCCUCCAGGCCUGAUCUGGUGCUUGAUGGCCAUAAGGAAAAUGCAGAAUUUGCACUCGCAGCAUGUCGUGUGGCCCCCUAUCUGCUCAGCGGAGGGAAGGAUACUGAAGUUGUGCUAUGGUCCAUCAUUGACCAUGUUACAAGCCUGAACCAAGCAAGGUUACCCCUCUUCACAGUCUCUGUGAACCAUGGAAUGUGCUUGCCCUUGUGCUGUAGGGCGAGGUCGAGGAUAUGCAUCAUGCAGCUGACGCGGAAUAUCCAUGGGUACUUCUUCUCCACCAUCUUUCUUGCCUUAACAUAGACCCUUGCAAUGUCCACCUGGACUGCAAUAUCCAAGACAAUGAAGUAAGCCCGGUGGU
Chara braunii is the source of this 1018-nucleotide messenger RNA. The record is from the annotation of a GenBank genome assembly. Lineage: Eukaryota; Viridiplantae; Streptophyta; Charophyceae; Charales; Characeae.